Messenger RNA from Arachis duranensis, 2126 nucleotides. Its product is annotated as cation/calcium exchanger 1. The transcript is spliced from 2 exons. The record is from RefSeq and is a predicted model, not a curated record. Gene Ontology annotation, cellular component: membrane. The coding region runs from base 134 to 1894 and encodes 586 amino acids. Gene Ontology annotation, biological process: monoatomic cation transport; transmembrane transport. Gene Ontology annotation, molecular function: monoatomic cation transmembrane transporter activity. NCBI's taxonomy places the organism in Eukaryota, Viridiplantae, Streptophyta, Magnoliopsida, Fabales, Fabaceae.
CAUCCCCUCAUAUUUUUUUUCAUCACACUAAUAUUACCAUAUCCUCAACAAAUUUCUCUACCAAUGUAAUUCACAUGCAUUAUUAUUAUUAUAUACAAAUUAAAUUGCUUCUAGCUAUAAUAAGCUAUAUUAUAUGGCAAAAUUCAGAAAAUCAAUCACUCCUUUUCUCAACAUAUCCUUCUUAUUCCUCCUAGUAUUCCUUGUAAUAAAACCUUCAAACAUUCAUUACAAUUCCAAAAGUGCCCCAGCCAUCAAGAACAGAAGAUUCAACCAUGCAAGGCUACUAAGUAGUGACAUGAGUGUGGAAGGCUGCACAGACCUGCAUAAAUUCUCCGAUGACGCCGCGAAAUGCUACUACGUCCAAACCCACGAAGAUUGCAGAUCAAAGGGUUACAUAAACUACCUUCAAAUCUUCUAUUGCAGCCUGGGAAACUCCCCUGUUCUCGGCCACACACUACUAAUCAUGUGGCUCUCGGUGCUCUUCUACCUGCUCGGCGACACGGCUUCCAACUACUUCUGCAACAAUUUGGAAGGGUUGUCGAAAAUCUUAAGACUAUCACCAACCAUUGCAGGGGUCACCCUUCUCUCGCUAGGGAACGGUGCCCCCGAUUUCUUCGCCAGCGUCGUCUCCUUCACCAAAACAAGCGAUGGUGCUGUUGGUCUCAACAGCAUUCUUGGUGGUGCUUUCUUUGUCUCAAGUGCUGUUAUGGGAAUCAUAAGCAUUCUUGUGAGCACAAAAGAGGUUGCGAUUGAUAAAGCAAGUUUCAUUAGAGAUGUUAUUUUCUUCCUUUUCUCACUCUUUGUCCUCUUAAUCAUCAUCUCCAUUGGGAAACUCUCCCUGUUGGGCUCAAUCUGCUAUGUUUCUAUAUAUUUUCUUUAUGUUUGUGCUGUUUCUGCCACACAUUUUAUCUAUGGAGAUGAUAAACAAGAAGCUGGAGAAUUUGCGGUUGUGUCCUCAUCGGAUGAAUCGCUUGAAUCUGGGAUUCCGUUGUUGGGUUAUGUUGAUGAUGAAAAACCAAACCACUUAGAGAAAGUUGUUGAAGAAACCAAUCAUGAAGAGCAACGACCAACUUUUGAUAUUUUGAAACAUGCGGAGAAUAGGAUAUUUGAUUGGAAUAACUUGGGGAAGUUUCUACAAAUUGUAGAGUUGCCACUUUCUCUACCAAGAAGGCUUACAAUUCCAGUUGUGAAUGAUGAGAAGUGGUCCAAGCCAUAUGCAGUUAUAUCGGUGACGCUGGCACCAGUUUUGUUGGCAACAGUUUACAACACCCAAAAGGAGAAUGUGAGUUCAAGGAGCAGCUUAGUUACCUAUUUAACCUCUUCAUUAGUUGGAAUAAUUUUAGGUAACAUGGCAUGUGUGACCACAAAGAGUUGUAGCCCACCAAGGAGAUGCUUGUUCCCUUGGUUAUCUGGUGGAUUUGUAAUGAGUGUAACUUGGACUUAUCUAAUUGCUGAGGAGCUUGUUUCACUAUUGGUCUCAAUUGGCAACAUAAUUGGGGUUAGCCCUUCAAUUUUAGGGUUAACUGUCCUAGCUUGGGGUAAUUCCCUAGGUGAUUUGAUAGCAAAUGGUGCCAUGGCUAUGAAUGGUGGGCCAGAUGGGGCCCAAAUGGCUAUUUCUGGAUGCUAUGCUGGGCCUAUGUUUAAUACCUUAAUGGGCUUGGGCUUGCCCCUUGUUCUCUCAGCAUUGAAUGAUUACCCUGAUCCUUAUGUUAUUCCUAAGGAUACUUCAUUGUAUCAAACAAUACUGUUCUUGAUGGGAGGGGUUCUUUGGGCCCUUGUGAUUUUGCCAAAGAAGAACAUGAAGCUUGAUAAAUCCUUGGGGGUAGGACUUGUGACUAUAUACCUUUGCUUCUUGUUUAUAAGGAUGGCCAUGGCUAUUGGCGACUUGGCGUAGUGUAAUUCUUGUUUCUAAGGGGAAUUUGGGGGUCCAUUAUUGUGGUCCAUUUAAUGGGAACUCACACUUGUUUUUUCUGUCAUACAUUUCACAAUCACAACGCCCACUUGUAAAAACUGAAUAAUUACUAUUUCUAGAGAUAUAUUAUAGUUUUACAAUAGCAACCAGGUAUUUUUCUAUGAAAAAAGAAAUCCUGUUGUAAGAGUAUUUCUUUUUCUUUUUUAAAUUCAAU